AUGGCCCUUUGGCCCUUUCGGCGCAAGAUAGAAGAAGGAUACGGCUGGGAUCAGGCCCCUACCCUCUACGGAAAUCGCGGCUCCGUCCGUAUCCCACGAAGAAAGAGCAGCAGACAGAAGCAGCCUGGUCAUGACCGCGAGGCCGAAAUCCGAGCGAUGGCCAGCUCAAUGUCUCUUCGAAGAGCGAGGGAUACGCCAACACCGCCCAUGCGCCUCAGUAGCAAGCGGAUCAAGGCUGGUAUUGGGUUUAGCCAACAUUGGGACGGGCCUUCAACGGAAGGCUCCCUGCCCGGCACGGCAUCGAUACGCUCUGAGAUGUCUACAGAUUCGGAACACGGCGCGUACCGUCUUAAAACUUUGGAGGCAUUAGCGCCUCGCCCUAUUCUUCGCUACGAAGCCAACCCCGCUGGCGACCUUCGAACAGCUACGGCCCCUCCCGCCCACAAACGGGUUGAUUCGCUUGCGGAUGGUCUUGACGCAAGUGACAUUCGUGAACUUAUGGAAAGGGACAAGCGGCGGCGCGAGCGAAAGAGAUUGACAGAGCAGGCUCGAGUCGAAAAGAGGCUGGCACGACUCGCAGAGAAGCACCUUGCCGCUCAAAUCUCGGCUGCCAAGGAUGGAGCCCCCCUCCUCAGAAUCUCGAACGAGGCGUCGUGGAAUAUCCCCGCAGAUUGGUACAAGGUCACCGGUGAACGAUUUCCACCGAACCAACAGUAUACCUCUCGAGGCAAUGACUCCCACGUAGAGGAGGAGAAUCCGCCUAAAGAUAUCCAGUCUCCGCCUUCGAUGUCUUCGCACUCCGGGGCGUCUGCGAAGAAGGUUUCCAAAGCCUCCGACUCGACGGCCAAGCCCUUGUCUGAUGCAGCUCGAUCGAGGUCUACCAUCUCUCCGCCACCAGCAACAGUUGAAGAGAUUGAGAACGCGCGCAACUCUGGCGGGAUGCAAAAAGUCAGGCUGUCCUUUACAUCUUUAUUCAAAUGGGCGAGCAAAAAUAACCGCCGCGGCUCUGGUCCCUCGUCCUUUUCCAACGCAUCUCGGGAAGAAAUGCAAGCCGCAAUUCGAAAUAGGUCGCCCGUCCCGCCCGAGGAGUCCCCAGCGGUGGCGGUGGGCGUGGCCGUUGGGGCAAUACAAUACCUCCCCGAGCCCCACACGAUGUCCCUGGCCUCGGUUGACUCAGAGGGGUCAUGGCUGUCGGGGCGCCUGGCGGGUGCUGGAAUGGGUUCAAGAAGGCCGGCGCGCCGUGAUCGCGCCGACUCUCAAGCCACAAAUACGAGCGUAGAAGAGGAGCAUGGGAUUGCCGAGGACGAAUACUUCUCCCGGUUAACCCCUGCUCGGUUGAUGCGCACCACUUCUAACCCCAGGCUCCGGAAGUCGACUGGAGAAGCUCUUCCAAGCAGUGACGAGGAUGAGCCGAUCAUAGAAGGCGACAUGAAAUGGGGUUCUGUGCAGGCCCGCCAACACCCAACCCUUGUCCAUGCUACGGACCGCCUCCUAGAAGAAGAUCUCAAGAGUCAUGACGGAGUAAUGAAUUCGGGCGACGAGGAACACGACAGCGAAUCCGACGAUAUCGUGGAUACAGAAAAUCUCGGAGGGCUUCAGAGGGCCACGAGUAUCAACCUAGGAAAGAUGGCGCCCAGCGUAUCAGCGCUGGAAGUGCCAAGCUUCUCGAAAUCUCCCCGCGAGUCCGCAGAUAGUCGCCAGCGGAGCAGUGCGGUAUUCCUGUGA
Messenger RNA from Parascedosporium putredinis, 1725 nucleotides. The record is from the annotation of a GenBank genome assembly. NCBI's taxonomy places the organism in Eukaryota, Fungi, Ascomycota, Sordariomycetes, Microascales, Microascaceae.